GAUGUUAACAGUGGGGGAGCUUAACGCCUCCAACCAACUUCACCUCGUCUUCUCCGCCCUUUCUUCCACCUUAUUUCUCUGUCUCUGCACCAUACGCACCAAUACACACACACAAACAAUCCCAAAGCAGCCAUGGCUUCACCUCUUCUCUCUAGGGUUUCCAUCUCCAACGCCACCGCUGGUAACACCAUUUCCUUCUCAUCUUCAGUCUCCAAUGGCCUUUUGUGGCGGCGAUCCAUUGCAUUUCCCGAUAAAUCUCGCCGGAAGGUCUCUACUGUUCAAGCCAAGAUCAGGGAAAUUUUCAUGCCCGCUCUUAGCUCCACCAUGACCGAGGGCAAGAUCGUGUCCUGGAUCAAAUCCGAAGGCGACGUCCUCUCCAAAGGUGAGAGCGUCGUCGUUGUUGAGUCCGAUAAGGCCGACAUGGAUGUCGAGACCUUCUACGAUGGAAUUCUCGCGGCAAUUGUUGUUGGCGAUGGAGAAGUUGCUCCGGUCGGUGCUCCGAUCGGGCUUUUGGCGGAAACCGAAGAGGAAAUCGCGGAAGCCAAAGCUAAAGCUUCAAAAUCUGGUUCUUCCGCGCCUCCUCCUCCUCCAGCUCCGGCUGCCGCUUCGGCUUCACCGGCUGCUCCAGCUGUUGCCCCGCCUAAGUCGGCUGCUUCGGCGCCGGUACCUGAUGGACCGAAGAAGAUUGUUGCGACGCCUUUUGCGAAGAAGCUUGCGAAGCAGCAUAAGGUGGAUAUUGGUUCGGUGGUUGGGACGGGACCAUUCGGGCGGAUAACGCCGGCGGAUGUGGAGGCAGCCGCCGGAAUUUCACCUUCCAAGAGCACUGGCGUCAAUGUGGUUUCACCCGUUGCUGCUGCCCCUGCUCCGGUGGCUGCUGCCGCACCAAAAGCGGCUGCUUCUCCGGCUCCUCCUCCCAUUCCGGGGUCGACGGUUGUUCCUUUCACUACUAUGCAAGCUGCAGUGUCGAAAAAUAUGGUGGAAAGCCUUUCUGUUCCCACUUUUCGCGUGGGGUAUCCAGUGUUAACUGAUAAGCUGGAUGCUCUAUAUGAGAAGGUGAAACCAAAGGGCGUAACCAUGACUGCUUUGUUAGCAAAGGCAGCAGCUAUGGCACUUGCUCAGCACCCAGUUGUUAAUGCAAGCUGUAAAGAUGGGAAGAGUUUUACAUAUAACAGCAGUAUAAACAUUGCGGUAGCAGUGGCAAUCAAUGGUGGGUUGAUAACCCCUGUUCUUCAGGAUGCUGAUAAGUUGGAUCUCUAUCUGUUAUCUCAAAAGUGGAAAGAGCUUGUAGAGAAAGCUAGGGCAAAACAACUUCAGCCCCAUGAGUACAAUUCAGGGACCUUCACUCUGUCCAAUUUGGGCAUGUUUGGUGUAGACAGGUUUGAUGCUAUUCUGCCUCCUGGUCAGGGGGCUAUCAUGGCCGUUGGAGCUUCAAAGCCUACUGUUGUCACUGAUAAAGAUGGAUUCUUCAGUGUUAAAAGUAAAAUGCUGGUGAAUGUUACAGCUGAUCACCGAAUUAUCUAUGGUGCUGACUUGGCAGCCUUCCUUCAGACCUUUGCAAAGAUCGUUGAGAACCCAGAAAGCCUGACAUUGUAGAUGAUGAUUCAGGUUUGGGCGGAAAUUAGUUGAUAUUGAGCUUCUAUUCUUUUGGGGAUGACAACUGUAGGAGAACAGAGUGAGGCCAAGGAACUUGGUUUUGCAUCUGCAACCUUAGUAAUCCCUUGAGAUGCUAUUCUUAUGUCGUAUUUCUCUUUUGUUUUGCGUAAGUGUUUCAGUACUUCACACUGUUGAGCGUUUUUUGAAACACGGAAAUAACUACCUGAAAGUUGUUGAUUGAAAGUGAUUAACGUGUUAGGUAGUGGACCUUGUAAGGCAUUUUGAUAAAUUCAUUUCCUCUGUGUUCUCGGAUUAGGCACUGAGUUUGAUCCAA
Messenger RNA from Vitis riparia (riverbank grape), 1927 nucleotides. Its product is annotated as dihydrolipoyllysine-residue acetyltransferase component 4 of pyruvate dehydrogenase complex, chloroplastic. Gene Ontology annotation, molecular function: dihydrolipoyllysine-residue acetyltransferase activity. Gene Ontology annotation, cellular component: chloroplast thylakoid; chloroplast envelope; pyruvate dehydrogenase complex. Gene Ontology annotation, biological process: pyruvate decarboxylation to acetyl-CoA. The transcript is spliced from 6 exons. The record is from RefSeq and is a predicted model, not a curated record. Bases 133 to 1593 code for a protein of 486 amino acids. NCBI's taxonomy places the organism in Eukaryota, Viridiplantae, Streptophyta, Magnoliopsida, Vitales, Vitaceae.